AUGACUUCGAAGUCCGGAUACUCCUUCGAGCGCCUCGACAAAGACAAAGCUCUCCUCCUAAUAGUCGACCACCAAAUCGGCCUCCUCCAGCUCGUAAAAGACUACACCACCGCCGAAUUUCGCAACAAUGUCUUCGCGCAUGCUGAGUUGGGCAAACUGUUCGACCUGCCGGUAAUAAUGACGACCUCCGCCGAAACAGGCCCCAACGGGCCUCUUCCCAGGGAGAUCCUGUCCAUGUACCCCAACGCGCCCUUGAUCAAGCGUCACGGCGAGGUGAACGCGUGGGAUAAUGCUGAGUUUCGUGCCGCGGUUGAGGCUACCGGCCGAACUCAGAUCAUUCUUGGUGGGAUCGUGACGGAAGUGUGUACUAUGUUUUUGGCUUUGAGUUUGAGAGAGGCAGGAUACAGUGUAUGGGCGAAUACCGAAGCGAGUGGGACAGCGACGCCGAAGUUGGCGGAAGAUGCGAAUCGAAGGAUGAGUGAUGCUGGUGUUUUGUUGAACGGAAUCUUCGGCAUAGUCUGCUUCCUCAUGAAAGACUGGCGCAACACCCCCGGCUCCGCCGAGGUCCUCCCCUACCUCGACAAGUACUUCCCAGCGUAUGGUCUCGUUGCGCGAUCGCACGGCUCUGCGCAGAAGGAGGGCGAGAUCCAGCCGGGCCAGGCGGAGCUGCUUGGAUGA
Molecule: messenger RNA, 678 nt
Organism: Cyphellophora attinorum
Lineage: Eukaryota; Fungi; Ascomycota; Eurotiomycetes; Chaetothyriales; Cyphellophoraceae
Exons: 4
Coding region: 1-678 (225 amino acids)
Source: RefSeq, a predicted model, not a curated record